UCUAAUUCCAGGUUAAUUACUUUUUAAAAAAAUAGAAUCUAACUCAUUUUUCUGUAGUUAUAAAAUCUAUAAAUUAUAUGUCAACGUUACUCUUGUUUAUUUUGUAUUCUAACUGGAAUCCUCUCUUAAACACUUCCAUGAUUUAGAAUAUCUCAAAUGUUAUUAAAUAGCCUAAUAAUUAUCCAUUCUAUAAUGUAAACUAGAUUUAUAACAAUGAACAGGAAGGUAUACGAGAAAAAUUCGUUGAGGAGGUUAUUUUCAAAUUUGGGUUCUGAAUCUCCAUUUCGUCAGAACAGUAUGGAGUUAUUGUACAAUACUUUGCCUAAGAAAAUCUUGCUAAUGUUAUCCCCUUUUAACCCUAACAUCGAUUCUGUAUUGGCGGAGUUGGUUUCAGUGAUAAGGGAGCAUUUGCCGACUUCGGAGGUGGUUUACGACAAGUCGAUUUUGUCCCAGAUUCCAGAAACUGAUAAGCUUUGGGGUGAGGUGCAAGAGUUAUAUAGAGGUCAAAUGGUAACUCACUUUGAGGACCCUUUGAAAACUCAAAAUCUGUCCCAAAAAGACUUGGACGAAGUUGAUUUAGUAAUUACAGUUGGAGGCGACGGCACAAUGUUGCGUGUAAAUAAGCUUUUCCAGGAUGAAAUCCCUCCAGUAAUCGGCAUUACUAUGGGUUCACUCGGUUAUAUGGCUAAAUUUAACCUUGAAACUGUAAGAGAAGCACUUGCAAAUAUUGAAACCAAGGGCUUCAAAAUCUCACUCAGAUCGCAAAUCCAAGUCAAUAUCCUAAAUGAAAACGGUGAAUGUGUUGUACAAAGAAAUGCCCUCAAUGAAUGCGUUAUCGACAGAGGACUUUCACCCUAUAUAACAACUCUUGAUGUGUUUUAUAAUGGAGACUAUUUUACAACAGUAUCAGGUGAUGGAUUAAUGUUAACAACACCAAGUGGAUCAACAGCAUAUUCAAUGUCAGCAGGAGGCUCAAUCGUACAUCCUCACGUAGAGGCAUUGUUGUUUACUGUUAUUUGUCCACAUUCGAUAUCCUAUAGACCAUUGGUGUUGCCGAGUACAUCUACAAUUAAGGUUGUGGUACCGCCCGAUAACCGUGGCUACGUAAGAGUUUCCAUUGAUGGUAAUUAUUCCUGUAACAUAAGGCAUGGGUGCUCAGUUAAAAUCGUAACCUCAAACACAAAGUUCCCGCUAGUUCUACCCAAACAGACCUGGACCACUAAGGAGUGGUGCAGGUCACUUAAGGAGAACUUGCACUGGAACGUAAGAAUAAGACAACAGAAACUACACAUUCCAACUGAAGAUACCUCAAAGGAUGAUAUAAACUCUCAAGAUUAAUUUUGUCACUAUUU
Molecule: messenger RNA, 1352 nt
Organism: Theileria parva strain Muguga
Lineage: Eukaryota; Apicomplexa; Aconoidasida; Piroplasmida; Theileriidae
Product: ATP-NAD kinase family protein
Exons: 3
Coding region: 214-1338 (374 amino acids)
Biological process (GO): NAD+ metabolic process; NADP+ biosynthetic process
Molecular function (GO): NAD+ kinase activity
Source: RefSeq, a predicted model, not a curated record